AUGCUCGCUUUCUCAACGCGUUCCUGUCCCACCCUCGCCCCCUCGGGCUCGCUUCACGUGUCGUUCCAUUCAGAGGAGUCCCCAACGCGCUUGCACGCGCCUCUGCCCACCAGGUUGAUGCUCAAGGGCAACGGCAUCGUCUCCCCGGAGCAAUCGCCCGUGUCCAGCAUCAGCGGGUGUUCCGAUGACUGCAUGUCGUAUCCUAUGACAUCCUCGCGCCGCACAGCCGGCCGCAAUUCGUAUGCUGAAUUCCGGGCAACCCACAGUCGCGUCGUGCGUUUCUUUAAUUUACCACCUCUUGACCCCAAUACGGUCUUCAAGUCCACAUUCUCCUGCGCGCUUAACCACGAGCGGCCGAUUCCCGCACCUGUCUCGCUGUGGGUGCGCGACGGCGACGAUGGUGUCUACGCUGUCUUUGCCGACCAUGAGCAGGCCGACGCCGCCCUCUCUCUCUCCGGUUCUUCCUUCUCUGUGGCCACCGCACUCGAACAGGAGCUCGAGCCUCUGUCAAAUUUGAGGCGGCUUGAUCUGCAAUCGGCUUCCGACAUGCUUACGACGACCACCUCUGACACGCCCUUACGCCCCGACAUGUACGCCCCACGAACCGCAAGCACGUCCAUCGCCGGCCUCACGUCCGCAUUGGACUCGAUGCGACUGAACCCUGAAGUCGGUGCUAUGUCGUCUUCGACUCACCCAUCGGCUUCUUCAACCCCCUUCGCGGAAUACACACUGUCAAGUAAUCCUCCGAACCCGAAGUCCAGCUUUCGACUCGGCGACUGGAUAUGCGCUUCACCGACCUGCGCGGCACACAACUUUGGUCGCAACAUCUCUUGCAUCGGCUGUGGCCAUCCUCGCCCGAACUUAACCAACUCGACCGCGGCGCUCAACAGCGCCUCCCUCGGUGGCCCCGCCAUGCGCCCCAACCCGUCGCCUCGAUUUGUGGCACAACCUCAAAUACAUCCUCCUACGCCACUGCAGUUGGCGAACGCGAUGCAUGCGCAACAACCGCCCUACGGCGCGGCCGUCGGCAGGGUUCCGAUGCCGCCGGCGCCCCGCUCGCCGCUCAUCGCGAACAAACCGCCUGCGCCCUCCUACCCGCUGCUCACGCCCUCGGGACGCGCGCUGGCGAUUGGCGGCAAGGUUCAAAACGUCUCGUCGAAUCCGCUCUCGCCGUGCGUCAUGUAUUGGCCGGACAACGAGCCGUUCCCCGAGCAAGGACAGAUCAGGCCGCCGGCCUCCGCUGGAAUCCAGCAUCCCCCUAUCAUGAACACCGGCAACCGCGGGCCCAUCGAGCACCAACCGGGCGACUGGAUCUGCCAGAAGUGCAACUACCUCAACUGGCGGCGUAGAAAAGUGUGCCAAACAUGUUUCCCAUAUGCUGAAGGGAACGGAGACUCGAUCUCAGCUGCCGUUCAGGCCGAGCGCAUACAACUCCUCGCGAACGUACUCAACCAAGAGACCAACCUCGGUUCCGUACCGCUUCGCAGCCCGGCUAUGACUCCCAAUCCUCUUGCACAGUUGCCGCUCCGCUCGCACUCGGUCACGCCGCCCGUCGCUCAUCACCGUCUGCACACCGGCGCAUACCCCGCCCCGCAUCGCUCGCGGUCUCACUACGACCUCGGUGCGCAGUACGCCGCCGCGAACCCCAUCUACCAGACCUCCGGCGCCCGCCAUUCCGUGCCGUCGUCCCCACUGUCCACUGUCUUCACGCGCCCGUCGACGCCUGCUGUGCUCGAGCCGCCCGUGGGUACGCUCCUGCCUUCGUUCCUGCAAGACAUCGUCCACUCUCCCUCGUUGUCACCGAGCUCGACCACCUCUGCGGAGCUUUCCGUUGAGGAUUAUGAGGACGAACUCGCCAACGCCAUCUAUACCACUCAGGCCCAGGUGCAGCAUCGCGUCUAUGCGGGAGAUCGGUCGCGCAACAUGAGCAGGUCUUCUUCAUCGAGCCUGCGCGCCCAUCCGUUGGGUAAUAUAUGGACUUUCGAUGGCGAAGAGAGCAAGGUCCUCACGCGCACGUCGCCGACGAACGACCACGCCGCCCCCAAUAAUCGCCAUUGUAUCGCUUAAUUCAACUAUGCCGGGCUCUCGCUUCGUCUACUGCUCACAAAUCGGACCAAGGAUCAAGGACGCUUCACUUCACCUUCCUCUAGGAGUCAACAAAAUAUCUAUUAUCCUAUUAUGGGCCCCGCGCCCCCACCCCCCGGAUCUCAUUGCAACGGUACAGUCACUCGACACCAUUCAAGCCUUUCCACCUUUAUGCUCCCUCGCCUCCCUCACCCUUGCUACUUGGACGGUCUGCUGGACAAUUGCAUUUGGAGCCCACGUUUCUUGCGGUAUCUUAUCGUACCAUUACUAGUACUAUGUCCUACCCAGCGCAUGUAG
This is a messenger RNA of Punctularia strigosozonata HHB-11173 SS5, 2382 nucleotides long. RefSeq lists its product as uncharacterized. Gene Ontology annotation, molecular function: transcription coregulator activity; RNA binding. Gene Ontology annotation, cellular component: nucleus. Gene Ontology annotation, biological process: regulation of DNA-templated transcription. The record is from RefSeq and is a predicted model, not a curated record. Lineage: Eukaryota; Fungi; Basidiomycota; Agaricomycetes; Corticiales; Punctulariaceae. The transcript has 10 exons. Bases 1 to 2067 code for a protein of 688 amino acids.